AUGCCGAUUUUCUCCCUCUGCUACAGCCAUGGUAAGGUCUCGAUCUCUUUGUUACAACGAACUCCGGCAUACCUCAACAGCCUGUUGGAUGUUAAUGGUGGUUCGGAGUCUAAGCAUUUUCGCAAGGAAAUACGGCCCUACAAUGGCAUGUUUUCGAUGAGUUCAGUAGGUGCCAAACUUGAUCGACGGGUUACUAAGUCGUCAGGUCCAUACUACCAUCACAUGGCUUUUAAAAGUGUUGUUGGCAUCAAACCAGAAGAUAAACCUGAUGUUGUUGUUCGUGUCUUCAGAAUGAAGGUUGCUGCUUUGAAGGAACAGAUCCACAAAUAUCAAUUCUUCGGAAAAUCAGUUGCA
Molecule: messenger RNA, 354 nt
Organism: Linum tenue
Lineage: Eukaryota; Viridiplantae; Streptophyta; Magnoliopsida; Malpighiales; Linaceae
Source: the annotation of a GenBank genome assembly